Phlebotomus papatasi is the source of this 989-nucleotide messenger RNA. RefSeq names its product chymotrypsin-1-like. Gene Ontology annotation, biological process: proteolysis. NCBI's taxonomy places the organism in Eukaryota, Metazoa, Arthropoda, Insecta, Diptera, Psychodidae. Bases 21 to 833 code for a protein of 270 amino acids. The record is from RefSeq and is a predicted model, not a curated record. Gene Ontology annotation, molecular function: serine-type endopeptidase activity. The transcript has 3 exons.
CUUAAUUUUGAUUUGAAACAAUGAAGUUCAUAGUGGUUAUCAUAAGUUUUUGCCUUUGGGAGGCGUUUGGUGAUGAGUAUUUGACUGAAGAAACCAAUAAUUCUGAGCAAAGGAUUGUAGGCGGAAAAGCAGCUGAGGAACCUUAUCCAUAUCAAAUUUCUCUGCAAGUAUUUGUCAAAGGUAAUAAGGUAGGACCUUUUGGUAAAGAUGAUGGAUUUCGUCACAACUGUGGAGGAUCAAUCAUUAACGAUUACUACGUCGUAACAGCGGCUCAUUGCGUUGAAGAUUGGGAAGUGGAACGUUUGGAAAUUUUGGCUGGAACAAACAAACUAGAUACCGGUGGUGAGAGAUACAAAGUUGAUAACUAUCUGAUCCAUCCCGAUUAUGUCGAGCUAAAUACGAGUGAUAUAGCAUUGAUAAGGACUACUGAACCCUUCAACUUUUCCAACCCGAAUAUCGGUACCAUAGAUUACAAUGAUGAAUACAUCGAUGGUGGAGUUGAAUGUGUACUCACGGGUUGGGGCUAUACAACACCCAUCAGAUUUGGCGAUCCUCCAAACGACUUGCAGGAAGUUUAUGUUCCUACAAUAACCAACGAUCAAUGCCGGGAUGAAGGAAUGAGUGUCAAUCCAACAGAAAUAUGCACAAAAUCUGAAAAGCUGUUUACCGGAGCUUGUGGAGGAGAUUCUGGUGGACCUCUGGCUAUUAAGGAUCGUAACCUUCUUGUUGGGAUUGUAUCCUAUGGGACUAUUAUUUGUGCUAUGGGAGCUCCUGAUGUCUUUACAAGGGCUUCAGCAUUUAAAGAUUGGAUCGACGAGAAUAGCCAAGCUUAGACCAAUAAUUUUAUUGUUUUUUUUAUUAUAUUACCUCAUGGUAGCUUGGUUAGUUACCCAAUGAAAACGAUUUACAAUUUCAUUAGUUGAUUAUUGUUAAAGUUGAACAAAUAAACUGUUAAACACAUCUGAGAACUUUGUAAUAUAAAAAAAUAA